UUAAAAAUUAUGUCCUUUGGUGAAUAAUGAGGUUGGUGAUCAGUAACUGUGUUUCAUGAAUCACUACUUCAGCCAUCCUCACCAUUAAUCUCUGAGGGAAGGUAAGCAGAUUAGUAACAAACCUACAACCAAACCAUUAAUAGUGAGGGAAUGACAGCAGAACAUGAGCAGUUGCGGAACUAACUUAUAAGUAUGAACCGUGGGUGCUUUAAUGGGUUUUGAUGAAAGGCCAGAGACCUUAAAAGGGUCCUCCAUGGUUCCAAUCUCCCUGAGUUGGAUGCAGAAAUGUUGCAGUCUAUAGUUUCCUCUGCUGCUCAUAUGGCAUUGCCCACUUCAUGUACCAAUGCAAGAUUCCCUCUUAGCCGGCCAAAACCUGAUUUCCUGGACUCACGGCCAUUGCGCCACCUACAACCACUCUCCUUGCCAUGUCUCCGAUGUGUUUCUCCUGUUAGACAUGGUGUAGUGCCGGCAUUGGGCUUACAGGGUAGCAAAAGCAAGCCCAAGUUCUUUGAAGUUGAGCUUAAAGUUCGGGACUCUGAACUGGAUCAAUAUGGUGUUGUAAACAACGCGAUCUAUGCAUCCUAUUGCGAACAUGCUCGUAAUGAAAUGUUUCGAAGAUAUGGCUUCAGAGCAGAUGCAAUUGCUCGUGCCGGUGCUGCAUUAGCAAUAGCAGAGUUAUCCCUUAAAUACCUUGGACCUCUAAGAAGUGGUGAUAUGUUUGUAGUGAAGGUGAGGAUCACUAGCUUCACAGCUGCUAGGGUUUUCGUUGAGCAUUUCAUCUUCAAGCUACCCAAUCAAGAGCCCAUUUUGGAAGCAAAAUCCACAGGAGCUUUUCUUGAUAAAAAUUAUCGUCCUAUUCGUAUUCCAGCAGAGAUUAGAUCAGUAUUGGACCAGAACGUUUGCAUUGCGGACUUGAACUGAUUUGAUUAUAGUACUAUGAAG
This is a messenger RNA of Telopea speciosissima, 942 nucleotides long. RefSeq names its product acyl-acyl carrier protein thioesterase ATL3, chloroplastic-like. Gene Ontology annotation, cellular component: chloroplast. The coding region runs from base 286 to 921 and encodes 211 amino acids. The transcript has 5 exons. The record is from RefSeq and is a predicted model, not a curated record. Gene Ontology annotation, molecular function: fatty acyl-[ACP] hydrolase activity. NCBI's taxonomy places the organism in Eukaryota, Viridiplantae, Streptophyta, Magnoliopsida, Proteales, Proteaceae.